AAAAUGUUGAGUUGUAGGUGCUGUCGCUUGAGAAGAGGUGUCAACACAUGACGGAGAACAACAAAAAGCUCUUGUCGAAGAUCGAACAACUUGAAAACGCUCAGGCUGAAGCAAAUCUUCAACUGGGGACUUUGCAGCAGCAUAACGCACAUCUUCUGGCCGAGGCAGAGAACUUCAACAGCACGAUCAACUCUCAGUCAGCGCUGAUCGUUGGACUGCGUUCGACAGUUCACAGGCUGAACAAAGAUGAAAAGCUAGUGGAAUACCUUCGCAACACAUUGGAGCAAUGCCAACGUGAGGUCGACACUGUAAAAAAGCGCGAAAAACUGCUUCAAGACGAGCAUACAAAGUUAAAAACAUCGACAAACGUGGAGAAAGAAGCGUUGAUGAAUAAAAUUCUGGACUUUCAGCAACAUCUUCAACGAAACGAUGUUGCUAGUGGAAAGGUUAUCAUCUUGGAAAAGGAGAUAAAAAAACUACAGAAAGACAAAAAGGCAUUACAAGUCGACCUCGAAGGAUCCAAUUCCCGGUGCAACAACUUACAAGCACACGUCGCUCAGCUCGAUAAAAUGUCCGAAGAAUUUGUGGAGGUGAAGAGAGCGAUGGAGAAUGAGAUUACUGAGAUUGAAUCAAUGCUGAGUGUUACAAGACAAGAGCUUGAGAUCUGUAACAAGAAACAACGCGAGGCUGAGGAACGAGCACACAAGGCAGAGGCACAUAUUGCAAGCUUACAGGACGUAACCAAGUCACUCCAAACAAAAGAUGAAGAAAUCGGGACUCUAAUGCAGACAUUGAUGCGCCUGGAGGAUGAGGUCGAGCAGCGAGACAAGCGAUAUGCAGGAUUACAAGACGAAUUACGCAAAGCCAAUACAGAGCUGCUAGGAAUCAAACAGCUUUCUCAAGAUGAUACAGUCCAAGCCUUACAGAUGGCUCGGCAAAAGGCUGCUACGUAUGAAGCGUUGACAUUACUGAAUGAGGAGAAGAAAGCACUGGAAGAACAACUUCGAUUGGAUGAAGAGCGUCUAGAAGCGGGACGUGUAGCUCUACAGGAAGCGAAAAGUGAUAAGGAGCAUCUACAGACCGAGCUAGAAAAUCAAGUCUUAACAAUUGAAGAGCUGCGGAAGCAGAACAGUACUUUGCAAGACCAGUUGAAGGAGAACAGUACAUUGCAAGAGCAGGAGAAGGAAAACAAUACGUUGCAAGAGCAGCAGAAUGAGAACGAUACAUUGCCAAAGUCGAUAAACAACAACUCCAGUCUUCCUGAAAAAUCGGUAACAGAAGUCUCUACUCAGACAGUCGAAGAGGUCAUCAACCCCGAGGCUCACGACGAAACUGUUAGUAAUCUGGAGAAAGUCACCAACGAACUGGAGAGUCUUCGAUCUGAGUUCGAAAAGCUCCAACAGAGCCGCGAUGAACUGCAAGACACUAUUCAAAACUUACAAGAAACUCAAGAUCAGAUGGAGGUCGGCUACAAGAAGACAGUGUCUCGAGAAAGAUACAAAUCCGAGUCUUUUCAGAGCCAACUCGUGCUCUUGCAGAAUGAAAAUGGAGAACUAAGCGACAAAAUUGAGGCACUGUACAAAGAUUUGAGAAAGGAACAACAGCUUAACGACGCCCAUACCCUGGAGAUGACCGAACUCAAACAACGUGUGCUGCCUCGUGAGUCCAUCAAGUUACUGCGAAACACUCAAGAUUCACUGGAGAAAACUGUAAAUUCCCUUCUCGAAGCUGAAAAUGCAUCAGAAAGCACAUUUACAUGUCUGCAGUGCAUGCAGCUAUUUACGCAACCCAUGACACUUGCACCUUGUGGCCACACAUACUGUGCCGCGUGUUUAACCAAGUGUGGCAGCAUAGAUGUACCGUCGUCCAUCGUGUGUAAAAUGUGCGAGUCCGGGAUCAAGAAGGAGAUGGAGUGUAUUUUCCCUAAUUACGCCUUGGCGGAUCUUACUGCGCGCUUCAUAUUCCGACAACAAAGCCUGGCGUCGCUCACGACCAUGUGUCUCUCACUCCGGAACAGUUUUACACAACGUGGUCCAAAUUCUAGUCCAACCGAAAAUCCUAUCACUGAAGAGUAACCCAUAAACCAUGAAGCUCGUGACUUAUCCGGUUGUGACAACGAGAGAUCCACGAUGCCUCUUAGGACGGGUGGUGGGCUU
Phytophthora nicotianae INRA-310 is the source of this 2156-nucleotide messenger RNA. RefSeq lists its product as hypothetical. The record is from RefSeq and is a predicted model, not a curated record. Lineage: Eukaryota; Oomycota; Peronosporomycetes; Peronosporales; Peronosporaceae. The transcript is spliced from 3 exons. Bases 48 to 2075 code for a protein of 675 amino acids.